GAAGGACUUCUUUAUCAGGGCAACGUAUAGCUGAAUCAAACGUAAAUAUAACGUAAUCGUCGCACGUGGCAAAAUAUCUCGAUUGGCGACACGGUAAAGAACAUAAGAAACCAUUGACAUCGAGUUUACUCAGCUUUUGCCAUCGAUCAUUUGAUUUAAAAAAUUACUUCCACAAUAAUUCCUACGAUAGCGUUAUCUCGAAAGGAAGAAAUUUGCAUAAAGGCGUGAGUAUAUAAAAUCGCUGGUAUCUAAACAUGUGGUAUCAUAAACUAAAGCGAACUCGUAGCGAAAUCAUCUAAAAAUCGACCAUGUCUCGUUUCGUCAUCCUUCUCGUCCUCCUAACUACAGCAAUGGCCGUGCCCGCAAAUGAGGAAUUUCGACCGUUAGUCAAGUGCCCUCACAACGAGUUGUGGUCGUGGUGCGCGAAAAAUUGCGAACCAACUUGCAAGGUUCCCGUACCGAAUGAGAAGACUUGUCCAGAAUUGGUGUGUAAUCCCAAGAAAGCCGCGUGCAGGUGCAAGGAAGGUUUCGUCCGAAAUGAAAAGAAAGAAUGCGUCAAGCUCGAGAAGUGCAAAAAGAAGUUUGUUGAAGUGUGAAUGACAGGUCUGUAUUAAAUCUAUGAUUAAUAAUAAAUAUCAUGGGUCGAAAAGCAUCGUCUGUCUCGUGCUGCGUAUCUUUCGAGAGAGUACGAAUCGAAAAGGUGUCUUUACGAUAUCUAAGCUCUAUUAAAAAAAAAAAAAAAAAAAAUCGCGUCACUCCAUUUAAGUCGAAGUUCUCUGAACGCAUUGUCUAUCCAAACUCGCCUCGACAAGCGGGCGCUGUGGAAUCGUGCAACGUAUCGGAUAUACACAGGCGUUAGAAAGCAAGUUUAUCGAAACUACACGCUCGAUAUCCAUCUCAACAUUCUAACAAAACCGGAAUGUCUCGUUCACGCUGUGGCAACUUCCGUGACGAGCUGAAUUCGAAAGCAAAAGUCUAGCAUGCAACAGCCUCCCACUCGCGUAUCGAACCCCUAACCGGACAGUGCACUUUGGAAACGUUUCACCCACGUCUUCCGAGGAGAUAAGCGACAAUUUUGCAAGGGGUAGAUGAGCAAAAUUUUAUUCGAACAGCGAUCAAUAGAUGCGCGCCAUAGUCAUUCCUUUUCUAGAUUUAAAUCACCGGAUUCACAGGUUUUUUUUUUUUAUACAAUCAGACAAUAUGAUUCCAUCUCCCAUCGAGCCGAUAAAAGAAAGAGCCGAGAGUAAUUGAAUCCAGAGUACAAUCAAGUUCUCCAUUUAUUAAUUUCGUUUUGUGUUCGCAUUAUCAUUUAUAUCGCGAAAGUGACACAUCUGUCCAUGUUUUAUUCAUUACUCGAAAUUUUUAUGUAGAUAAGAGUUUUACCCGUCUCUGUUGUACGGUCUCGCGAACGAACCUAAUCGAGCCCGGGGCUCAGACGGCUCGCAAAUGGCGCGAGUCUCAUCGAUCUUUAUUCGCUUCUCCGACAGUUCCAUCAUCCAUUUGUAGACGCGAAAAGAAAGACGCCGGGUCUGCGAACACCGCGUUGCGUAAUACGUUAGGCGAAAUGCAAAUCGCGCGUCUUGGAGAACUACGAUGUGUCAUCUGACGACUGACAUCGAUCGGAAAUUGUCUUUCCACGCAUAUGGUACUCGCGUUGAAUCACAAUUUUUGCCGGGCUUUGUUCCACGAUUCCAUGUACCGUUCCGCACGUCGACUGGCGCAUGUCACGGGCCGAUCACGGACGAGGAUAUUCUUUUACAGUUUCUUUCAAAAUGUAGUUAGAACGAAUCACAGGGAGAAUUAUAUCUGGCACGAUGAAAUUAAACGAAGGAUUAAAUUAUCGCCAUUAUCCAAGAGGAACAAGGCCAAAUAUUUUACAUUACCAACGAAACAUUACCAACGGGACACAUUACCAACGGUGUUUAAAUUAGCGUUUACAUGCAUUGAAGUCUCCACGAAUAUACAAGAUGUGUUUUAGUACGAUGCUUCCUGAGUAAUCGAACGAGGAGCCCGCACGCCAUGUUUUGGAACAUACGAGUACACUCUUGUAUUAACCCUUUGCACUCGAGAGGUGACACUCAGUCACCAUUAGGCUUCACGCAGCAAAUCUACAAUACCUAAUAUUUCUUUAGAUUUAGUUUCUUUGAAACUCGAGGUGUCAAUAAAAUGGCAAAAGGUUAACCCGGAUCGAAUCAAGGAUUAAAAGUGGUUUUCGUGGCAUCGUUGCUCGAAAUUCUUAUUCCAGGCGAGUCUUUCAUCGAUUUCUGCGCGCGUAUCGUUCCCAGGCGUAAAGCAUACCUUCGAAGAGCUUACAUAAGCCGUCCACUGACUGGGUUUCGCUACCUUGAAGUCGGACGUUGCCGCUGUCUCCUGCAAAUCGCUGCACGCCGGCGUAUGCAUCGAACGUUCUUUACAGCCGACUGGCAAUCAAGCCUCGCGACGCACGAACGGGGAACGACGGAGGACGCCGACAAUGCCGACGGAUAGAUUUCAGUA
Messenger RNA from Hylaeus anthracinus, 2496 nucleotides. RefSeq names its product chymotrypsin inhibitor-like. NCBI's taxonomy places the organism in Eukaryota, Metazoa, Arthropoda, Insecta, Hymenoptera, Colletidae. Bases 309 to 596 code for a protein of 95 amino acids. The record is from RefSeq and is a predicted model, not a curated record. The transcript has 3 exons.